UUUCGUAUAGUUAAAUGGGAUUUAUAAGCGGCAUUCGCCAAUGCUCCUGUCAACUCUCCCGUCAAAACUCUGUAGUCUGUACUGACUGUACCCCGCUCAUUGAUAAAUCGUCCUUCCAUCGCCAUUGUUACUUCUUUCAUUUCACUGCCUAUUCUCUUCACAAUAUCCCAAGUAUAAGUUUCGCUAUAAAUAGAUAUGGCACCGAAGAAGAAGAAGCCUCAAUCAUCCUCAUCCAAAGGCAAAGCUUCUUCUUCUUCCACUGGUCCCAAAUUGCAAAUAUCUGCCGAGAACGAGAACCGGCUCCGACGGCUGUUGCUUUAUUCCGGCCGAUCUACACAAUCUCCGGCUCCAACUCCGGCAGAGGAUGCUCUCUCUAAAGCACAGAAGGCCAAGAAACUUCGUUCUAUUUACGAAAAGCUUUCUUGCGAGGGCUUUUCCGACGAUCAAAUCGAACGCGCUUUAUCCGCUCUCAAGGUACUAAUCAAGAAAAUGUCUCCACUUACAAAUAAUUUUUUGUAUAUGAUUACGAAGGAGAGAGCUACGUUUGAAGCUGCUUUAGAUUGGCUAUGCUUGAAUUUGCGAGGGAAUGAGCUUCCUCUGAAGUUUUCCAGUGGUACUUCUCAAUUGAAUGAAGGUUCUGUUGGUAUCAUAUCAACUGCCCGAGAAGAUUGGGUUCCUUCAGCAGAUUCAUCUGUGGCAGAAGUUAAAGAUGAGAGAAAACCUGAAGUUUCAGUUGUGCCAAAGGGUCGAAGUGAUAGUGAAUCUCUACGAACAGUCGAACGUGCACAAGCAGAUUGGAUCCGUCAGUAUAUGGAACAACAGGAAGAGGAUGAAGCUGAAAGUUGGGAAUCUGGUUUGUUUGACGAUGGUUCUCUAGAGCAGGUCUCGCGAAAAAGGCGUAGUGUUGAGUCUAUUGUCCAAGAAUUUCAUAAUGCGAGGCUGGAAGCUAUUCAUGCAAAAGAGCGUGGUGACAAAAAGAGCCAUGAACAAGUUAGCAGAACCAUUCGAAGGAUCAAGCAGGAGAUAUCUGCUCUAGGACUACCGGAUGAUAUCCUGGAAUCUGCACAUGAAAGUGCUUCCGACCAUGCAGUGUUGGACACAUCUUCAGAGAAGCUUGAUGUUGAUAAUGUUCCUUCACACAAUUUCAGAACGUCUCAUGAACAGGAGAUCGGAAUUGAUGAAAAGGUGGUUGUCAAUAGCAGCUCCAAUGAGUUCACUGAAAACAGUCCAUCAAGUGGUCCUAUAGAUGAUAAGGUGGCUCCAGGAGGAGAAGCAGAAGACGUAGAGCUUGGUGAUUUCUUAUUUGAAGAAGUUUCCUCUGCUGAUGUGUCAUCUACGAUACUAGAACUGCAGAAGAAAGAAAAGAUGAGAGAAUUAUGUAGUCAGAAAAACUUAGAGAAGUUAGAAGGUAUAUGGAAAAAGGGAGAUCCACAAAAGAUUCCAAAGGCUUUUCUUCACCAACUUUGUCAAAGAUCAGGGUGGGAGGCACCAAAAUAUGCGAAAAUAUCUGGAAAAGGAAAUAAUUCACAUUACACUGUUAGUAUAAUGCGCAAAGCCAGUGGGAGGGGUAAGAGCAGAAAAGCUGGAGGUCUAGUAACAAUCGAGCUUCCUAGUCAGGAUCAUACUUCUUCUACUACUGAGGAUGCACAAAACAGAGUUGCAGCCUAUGCUCUCCAUCGCUUGUUUCCAGAUCUCCCAGUUCACAUGCCAAUUACCGAGCCAUAUGCAUCACUUAUUUUGCAGUGGGAGGAAGGUGAUUCCGUGAUAGAUAUAGUGGAUGAUCAAGUGGAACGAAGGACCUAUUUCGUGGAUUCAUUACUAGAUGCCAGCGGUUCUGGAAACAUAACUCAUUGUGAUGUCUCCAAUAAUGCUAGCGAAGAAAAGUUUUUAGAGCCUCACGCCACUGAAGAUAAAACAGCGAUUGCUGAUUUUGCAGACAGUAAUCCAAGUAAAGAAGCAGAAAGUUUCUCUCUGAAAAAGGAGCAAGAGGGUAGAAAGAAGUUAAAGAAGUACCAGGAAAUGUUGAAAUCACGGGCUGGCCUUCCUAUUGCUGACUUAAAAGGCAAGAUUCUGCAUUCACUGGAGGAGAAUGAUGUUUUGGUCAUUUGUGGGGAAACAGGUUGUGGGAAAACAACUCAGGUCCCUCAAUUUAUACUGGAUGACAUGAUUGAAUCAGGACGUGGGGGACAUUGUAACAUUAUAUGCACACAACCAAGGAGAAUCGCGGCUAUUUCAGUGGCUGAAAGAGUUGCUGAUGAGCGUUGUGAAUCUUCACCAGGUUCGAGUGACUCCUUGGUUGGUUACCAAGUUCGCCUCGAUAGUGCAAGGAAUGAGAGAACAAAGCUCCUCUUUUGUACAACUGGCAUUCUUUUGAGAAUGUUUUCAGGAAAUAAAAACUUGGCUGGUGUUAGUCAUAUCAUUGUUGAUGAAGUGCAUGAGAGGUCUCUUCUGGGUGAUUUUCUGCUCAUUGUCUUGAAGAGUCUCAUCCAGAAGCAAUCUGCCCUUUGUACGGCAAAACUGAAAGUUAUACUCAUGUCUGCAACAGUAGAUUCACAUUUGUUUUCUCAUUACUUCGGUCACUGCCCUGUAAUUACUGCUCAAGGACGAACACAUCCUGUUUCAACUUAUUUUCUCGAGGAUAUUUAUGAGAGUACCAACUACCGCCUUGCAUCCGAUUCUCCCGCUUCUUUGAGCUAUGGGAUAUCUACUAGGGAAAAGAAUGCUCCUAUUGGCAAUCACAGGGGGAAGAAGAACCUUGUCCUAUCUGGAUGGGGUGAUGAAUCGUUGCUCUCUGAAGAAUACAUAAAUCCCUAUUAUGAUCCCAGUAAUUAUCAAAACUACAGCGAACAAACUCAAAAGAAUUUGAGGAAAUUGAAUGAAGAAAUUAUUGAUUAUGAUCUUCUCGAAGACCUGGUAUGCUACAUUGAUGAAACAUACCCUGAGGGUUCUAUACUGGUUUUCUUACCGGGGGUUGGGGAAAUACAUACCUUAUAUGAUAGACUGUCUGUCUCCUUCCAGUUUAGUGGACAAUCUUCUGAAUGGAUUCUUCCUUUGCAUUCUUCUGUAGCAUCCGAGGAUCAGAAAAAAGUGUUUAUGAGACCUCCAGAAAACAUCCGUAAGGUUAUAAUAGCUACAAAUAUUGCAGAGACUAGCAUAACCAUAGAUGAUGUAGUUUAUGUGGUAGACUGUGGAAAGCACAAAGAAAAUCGCUAUAAUCCAAAGAAGAAAUUGUCAAGCAUGGUUGAAGAUUGGAUAUCUCAAGCAAAUGCAAGGCAACGUCGAGGCAGAGCUGGACGUGUAAAGCCAGGAAUCUGCUUUUGUCUCUAUACUUCUUACCGAUAUGAGAAGCUCAUGCGACCUUACCAGAUCCCGGAGAUGCUGCGAAUGCCUUUGGUAGAAUUGUGCUUACAAAUCAAACUGCUAUCACUUGGAAGCAUAAAGCUAUUUUUGUCUAUGGCCCUUGAACCUCCAAAGGAUGAGGCUAUUGCGUCAGCAAUUUCUUUAUUGUAUGAGGUUGGUGCCGUUGAAGGGGAUGAAGAGUUAACUCCUCUCGGGUAUCAUUUGGCGAGACUUCCUGUUGAUGUGUUGGUUGGAAAGAUGCUGUUAUAUGGUGGAGUAUUUGGCUGCUUGUCGCCAAUUCUAUCUAUUUCAGCCUUCCUCAGCUACAAGUCUCCAUUUGUUUAUCCAAAAGAUGAGAGGCAAAAUGAAAGAGCAAAGUUGGCACUUUUGAGUGAUAAGCUUGGUGGUGAAACUGACUCUGGCAGUGGUAACUGGCAAUCUGACCAUCUCCUAAUGAUGGUAGCGUAUAAAAAGUGGGAGAAAAUUUUGCGGGAGAAUGGAGUCAAAGCAGCAAAGCAGUUUUGCAGCUCAUAUUUCUUAAGCAGUUCUGUCAUGUAUAUGAUAAGAGACAUGAGAAUACAAUUUGGAACAUUGUUAGCUGACAUUGGAUUCAUCAACAUCCCAAAAAAGUCGGAGAUAUUUAAAAUGAAGGGAACAAUACAGCAGGAGGUAUCUUGAGGGCAAUGUUAGACCAUGUUUACUUCAAAAAAGGUUGGGAUGUUAAGGAUCUUAGGAACUGCAGUUGUAUGCACAUUCCUAGCUGACUAUCGCAUAGAUAAGCUGCAGAACUUUUAAACAACUUGCAUUUUGGGUUCAUGAUUGCAACUUCUAAUUAUGUUGCAGUGUGUACUGCGUAUGA
Molecule: messenger RNA, 4198 nt
Organism: Nicotiana tabacum (common tobacco)
Lineage: Eukaryota; Viridiplantae; Streptophyta; Magnoliopsida; Solanales; Solanaceae
Source: RefSeq, a predicted model, not a curated record